AUGGCAAGAGGUUAUCAGGGCGGUGUCGGCAAGUGCACAAGUUCCAUGAAACAUGCCCCUUGUGGAAAGAGAAACCAGCUGACGUUUCAGCAAUUAAAACAACAACGAGACAAACUGAAGCAGUACCAGAAAAGGAUUGGCAUCCAACUGGAAAAGGAGCGGGAGCUCGCCCGACAGUUGCUGCGUGGGGGCAAGAAAGAGAAAGCCAAGCUCCUGCUCAAGAAAAAAAGAUAUCAGGAGCAACUUCUUGAUAAAACUGAAGUUCAGAUUAGCAAUCUUGAACAAAUGGUUCAAAACCUUGAAUUUGCUCAAAUCGAAAUGAAAGUUAUAGAAGGUCUGAAAAUUGGAAAUGAUUGUCUUAAUAAAAUGCACGAGGUUAUGUCUCUUGAAGAAGUAGAACGAAUAAUGGAUGAGACCCAGGAAGCUAUCGAAUACCAGCAGCAAAUUGAUGACAUUUUAGCGGGUGGUUUCUCACAAGAUGACGAGGAUGCGAUUCUGGCGGAGUUAGAUGCCAUAACUCAGGAAGAAGUUGAACUUCCAGAGGUUCCUGCAGAACCACUACCAAAUAUUCCUGCACGUGAAAAAGACAGAGAACCAGUUAAAAACCUGCAGAAACCAGCGAUGGUGGCAGCGUCGUAACUGAAGUUUGUACACUUCAUUGACGUAUGUCUUCAGUGUGUUCUCUGGAGUUGAACAUGGAGUUGGUUCACGAUCCCUGUCGGAGGGAUGGAAAGUUCACUCGACACACUUAUCCGAAAGAACCUUUUUUAAAUUCUUGUGCAAUUAUUUACCUUUUAAAAAUGCUGACAUACUUUCACAUUUGUAUUUUUUAAAAGAAUCCAAACACGAGCAGUGCUUCAGAAUCUAAAGAAUCAAAGUCCAUAAUCUGCAUCCCUAAAUGGGAACUUUUGUCACCCAAAGGUGACGUGUAAUUUUUAUUUUUUUUGGUCUCUGCUCAGGCCUAAUAUUUGGUUUGAUUAAAUCUGCACUGAUGUACUAAUGUAGCAGAUAAGUAAUGUGACUAACAUCUAUCUAUAAAGCAUUAUUUUUUCUGAAUAUAUUUCAAUUUCUGCAGUCGUGGAGGAUGAAAUCGAGCCCUCGAGAGGACUCCAGUCUGUAAAGUUGCUGGAGAGGGUGCAGAUUUGGCAUUGACAAUAUGGUCACCGUAAGCAUUGUCCUUUUAACAUUCUCUGACAUGAAGCACUUCUUAAGUUAUAUUUAAGAUGAUUUGUACUGAAGAUCUUAUGGGACAUGAGCAGUAUUGCAAAUUGUUAUCUUCCCUAGAAUAAUUAUAGAAGGGCCUCGACUGAACUCCCUGGAACAUUAUAAUACAGUACUUUGGGCUGUGUAUAAAUGUAGAUUUCUAAAUGGAAGGAAUUGAAAUAUCAGUUACAAAAUUCAAUCACGUUUUCAAAUGGUUGCCAUAUAGAUAUCUAUUUCACUAAGAAUUGAUCACAUGUGUACUCCGUAGUUCAUAUUUUGCAAUUUUACAACAUUCUUUACAUUUUUAAAUAAUAUCACUCAGUAGUGCAGAAUUUGGAAGGAUUGAUAUUUAUUGAAAAAACAUAAGAUUUUCUUAUUUUUGAGUCACUAGCCAAGCUGUCAAUAUUCUGUUUGAUAAUCAUGUUUAAAAACUAGAUAUUUCAUUUUAACUUGAUCUCCGAAGGCACCAAAGGGAAUAGUUUUGUAUCGCAUGGUUAGACUGUUUCUUGACCUACUUCCUGCGUUGAUCUGUAUUCGGACACAUUGUUCUCAGUUCAGUCUUUUCACUUGGAGGAUCUAAUUCAAAAAUCUACCUCCUGAAACAAUGUCAUUCGAUUUUGCCCGUCUAAGUGUUCAAGUUCCCUUUGUGCACAAUGGCUUUACGCCUGCCGUCAAAUAAACCUUAGAAGAGAGAGGUAAAAUGAUAAUUGGAUGAGUGGAAAGCCCCAGAUGAAACUGCACCAGAGAUGGGUGAGAGGUACACGAUAAUAAAGUGAAGUAGGGUGGAGAACAUGUGACAAGCUCUCCACAUGGAAAGCAACUGGAGGUGAUCAUGGUCUAAGGAACAAGGUGUGUGCCUCUCAGUAAUGAGUGUAAUGAAAGGUGAUUAUUACAAUGUGACGCAAAUGACAAAAUUAAUUCUAUAUUUUUUUACUUGUCUGUUGUGGAUGAGGUAAGCUUGCUUUCAUAUCUAAAAUCUUUAUACAAAUUUUGAAUAUCAUAAUUUGAUUGACAAUUAUUACAGCACACACCGUACAAACUGGGCAUGCAUUCACUCGUGUACUUAUUUGACCUGGUGUUUGAGUUGUGCAGCUGAAUAUCGCAGAACAAAAUGUCAAUUUCUAUCAAGGUUGAUUUUAACACCUCUAGCAAAUGCAUCAUUUGGGUGUGAUUACUUUUUUUCUACCAUGCUUUAAAAUGUUCAGAUGCAAACCCCUUUGACCUCUGUAAUUUCUACAAAUUGUCUUUGACAUUGCAAAAUAGAAUAAAAGCAAUUUAACCAUG
This is a messenger RNA of Amblyraja radiata (thorny skate), 2487 nucleotides long. It is a transcript of the gene chmp6b, whose product is annotated as charged multivesicular body protein 6b. The transcript is spliced from 9 exons. Lineage: Eukaryota; Metazoa; Chordata; Chondrichthyes; Rajiformes; Rajidae. The record is from RefSeq and is a predicted model, not a curated record. The coding region runs from base 1 to 639 and encodes 212 amino acids. Gene Ontology annotation, biological process: late endosome to vacuole transport via multivesicular body sorting pathway; vesicle budding from membrane. Gene Ontology annotation, cellular component: ESCRT III complex; multivesicular body.